CAAGCAAUUUUCGGCCGCAGCUUAGCUUCGCACCCCUUGGCCUGAGUGGGCCAGUCGUUUGCCCGUCGUUUUUUGCCAUUCGGGGUGAUGGGGCAGUGUGUACCUGUCCCGAAGAAUCAGCUCUUCGAUGACUUCGUGCCUGCGCUGCCCCGCAUGGACGGCAAGAGCGUGGCGGUCACCGGGUGCACUUCUGGCACCGGGAAGAUUUUCGCCAAGGUCUGCGCCCAGAAAGGCGCCCGCGUGGUGAUGCUGAACCGGGACUCCCAGCGCGCCCAGGAGGCCUUCGCGGAAAUGAAGGCGGCCGCGGCGGCCGCAGAGGCGCCGGAGCCGCUGUUCGUGGCCUGCGACCUGACGUCGUUUCAGUCUGUGCGGGCGGCGGGCACUGCGCUGAGCCGGGAUGCAGGCCUCAGCGAGAAGGGCCUGGACGUGCUCUGCAACAACGCAGGGAUCAUGGGUUUUCCUGACGUGGCCACGGAGGACAAGUGCGACGUCCAGAUGCAGAGCAACCACCUGAGCCACUUCCUGCUGACCAACCUGUGCAUGCCGCUGCUGGGGAAGGCGGCGGAUCUGCGGGGCGAGGCCCGGGUCGUGAACCACAGCAGCGCGCUGCGGGUCAUGGACGACGACAACUUCUCCAACGAGCUGGAUCCAAAAUUCCUGGAGAAGAACGGGGGCAACCUAGGAGGCAACAGUGAGACCAUCAUGAAGGGCGCAAACUUCCAUAGGUACCAGCAGACCAAGCUUGCCAACGUGGUCUUCACCUACGCGCUGCACGACCGCCUGCAGGCCGCCGGCUCCAAGAUCAAGUCGCUCUGCGCCCACCCGGGCGUGGCUCAAACGCAGCUGACCACCCAAACCAUGAAGCAGGGCGGUGCCAAGGACAUGCAGAAAAUCCCUUCGUGGGCGAUGAAGCUCGCCGCCUACUUCAUGUUCCAAACUGAGGAGGACGGGGCCUGCGGGAUCCUGCGGCAGGCCUUGGCGCCCGAGGCCAAGUCCCGGGAGUUCUUUGGGCCGCUGGGCAAGGGCGGAAACACUGGCAAGUACGACAAGGCUGAGAGCAAGGGUCCUGUGGGGGUCCUGGCCGAGCAGCCCUUGGCCCACGAGAAGGCCCGCGAGAUGCUUUGGAGGAUCAGCGAGGAGGUGACUGGCCAGCCCUUCGUGGUAUGACGGCACAGACGGUUGGAGGACUUCCUUGGACCUUGCCUUCGUUUGCUUAGAGCUGAUGCUUGCGAUGCUUCCACGAAGCAAGGAUUCGAUAAGAUGACUUUGGGUGCCUUUAGACAGAGCACCUGUGAAGCUUUCUUGUUGCGAGGCCGUUUCUGAUUGGAGGUGGACAAAACCUUGCAUCGGUUGGUAGUUGGAUUUUCCUGGCAAAGUGUUUCAUCCAUCCCAACUGGUGCGAAGCGGAUUUUGCCAUCCACAGUGGCUCGACUUGAAAAUACUGCUCAGGUGGAUGUCUCCGGCGCACAGCCUCUCCAACUGCUUGCAGUUGGGGGAAAGUAGAUGCCAAAAUUCGCCCAUUUUGGUUUGUCUUCCCCUUUACCCACAGGGGAUUGCACAAUUGCCUUCCCCAAUAGCUUUUCCUGCGCUUGUGCAUCGUUUUGCGGAGCAUUUGGUGCAGCCCAGCUGCGAGUCGGCUUGAGGGAGCGCGUUUGAGUCACGUCAAGGGCAUGGGUCCAAG
Messenger RNA from Effrenium voratum, 1681 nucleotides. NCBI's taxonomy places the organism in Eukaryota, Dinophyceae, Suessiales, Symbiodiniaceae. The record is from the annotation of a GenBank genome assembly.